Molecule: messenger RNA, 2286 nt
Organism: Frankliniella occidentalis (western flower thrips)
Lineage: Eukaryota; Metazoa; Arthropoda; Insecta; Thysanoptera; Thripidae
Exons: 2
Coding region: 1179-2201 (340 amino acids)
Source: RefSeq, a predicted model, not a curated record
UAUUCAAAAUUAGGACCCCGGAUCGCCUUUUCGCCCCCAAAGACCGCCUUUCCGGGUAGCGCGUACCGCCAUCUAGCGGCCAGAGAGUCGGGAAACACUGCGGCAUCCAACAGCCCGGGCUCUUGUCUGGCCCAGCAGCCCAGCCCCAGCCCAGGCCAGGCAGGCUGAGCGCCGUCAUUGCCUGCCACGCCACCGCCACGAGCAGAGCAAGUCAGUGUGCCUCCGGUUCUGGGUUUUGGUCACACUCAGGCCAAGCUCGAGUCAGCUCCUCAACCUCAACCCGUCUCACGUUCACCGCUAAGAAAGCCGAGUUUCCUUCUGUCCUGGACCGUGUGGAACCAUGAACAUGGAGCAGCUGCCGGACGACGUGCUGGUAAUGGUGAUGGAGUACGUGUCCGUGGGGGACGUCUUCGCCUGCCGCCUCGUGUGCAAGAGGUUCUGCGGCCUGGCCCUGCACCCAGACGUCUGGCGCCACCGAUCGCUCCGGGACAACGACCCCCGCGCGGGCGCGGUGCUGCGCCUGGCCCCAUGCCUCGACACGCUCACCGUCACGGGCCGAGUCAGGGCUGCCAGGUCCGGAGUGAGUCAAGUCGCCAGAAGAGGGCGCUCGAGUCGCCAAUCGUCGCCAGCCGCCCAAGUCGCCAAAAAUCGCCCGCCACAGAUUCAAAUCGCCAAAAAUCGCCAACCUUUUAGUGGGAUAGCCAAAAAAGAGGCAAGGUAAAAUUGAACUCGGGUAGCACCCAAGAGUCAGCAAAUGUGACAAUGUAGCGAGCUGCUAGGCCCAUUUCUUAGAAAUCUAUCUCCCCCGGGCUGGGAAAGUACUCAAUCCCUUCGUAAUCCUCGCUUUCGUGGGGUCAGGUAGCCCGAGUCGCCCAGGAUCGCCAAACUUGGAGCUCAGUCGCCAAAAAUCGCCAGGCCAAAACACGAAUCGCCAAAAAAAUCGCCUGGCGCCAGUCUGUCUUUUCAAGUCGCCAAACCCGACCUAAAAUCGCCAAUUUGGCGACAAAUCGCCAAACCUGGCAGCUCUGGGCCGAGUCCCGACCCUGGCGGCGACAACGACCAGGUGCGCCGUAGCAUGUUUGAUUCUGCGGGCCCACUGUAAGGAGGCUUUCAACGCCGCGGAGUACGCCUUGGCCGUGCGCAACCAGGAACUCCUCGGGCGCCUCAGGAGGCUGGUGAUGGACCUCGGGAGAGUUGUGAACGCGCUUAUGAAGGUGUCGAAAGCCAACGUGCUGUACAGGACGGUUGCGUCGUGUUCCGGCCUCGAGUCGCUCAAAUCCUUUGAAGAGCCAGACGACAUCCUGGUGUUACAUGGACCGCCCAGGUCGUCGCUCACGAACUUCUCGUACAGAGGCGGCGCAGAUUCGGCCUGCUUCGUGAACUGCAUACUGGCUGGACACGCGGAUACCCUAGAGGAUAUAAUUAUGUCCACUGGUUCCGGCUCCACGGAUACGACGACGGCAGACCUGAUGGCCGCCCUGCCGAGACUCCGAAGUCUGCAAUGCGACAAUAUGUUUCUCGGGUUAGAGGCCGUGGCGAAGUGCAAGACCCUUAGAGACGUGAGUAUUGCUCUGUACAAGAACUUGGGUGAAAUCGAGAUGGUUGAAGACUUCCUUAGGGAAGCCAACCAACUACAACGUGUCCACCUGGUCUACUGUUCAGAAGACUACACCGUGGAGUACCUUGAGGCGCUGGUCGAGGCCAUGGGGUCGUCCAGGCGGUCACGCGUCGAGCGGCUGUGCCUGGAGGACUUCGAGGACGUGCGGCCGCUGGUCCGCGCGCUGCCCUCGUUACCCGCACUGCGCCACCUGGACGUGACCAGUGCCCCGCUUGACGACGAGCUGCUCCUGAGCAUCACCCCCGCCACGGCCCCGGCCCUGAGGAGGCUGGAGCUGGUGGUCGAGAGGGACACGUGCCCGCACGCCUGGAUACACAGGGGCGCGGUCAGAGCGACACUCAUCGCGAACACCUCGCUGCACAUCCAGCUGUGCUGCCGCGUUGGAGACGAGUGCGACUGCGAGACAUGCAGCGAGGGCUGCCAUCGAGAGGUGAAGUGGGAGGAGGAGAACAAGAUAGGCCUCUUCUCGCACGACCCUGACAAGUGCCCCUCUCCAGAGGACCACGCUGAUGACAUCGACUGGCAAAGGGACUACGCCUACGGCCACCCUGCCGGUGGCUCGUGUACAUGGAUGCAUACGUGAUGCAUUUCUACAGCUGAAUUGUAAUGUUCCCUACCUUAUGUUUGUUCUGUAAGCAAUUAUGAUUACAUGGAAAAUACAUUUUUAU